Messenger RNA from Entrophospora candida, 615 nucleotides. NCBI's taxonomy places the organism in Eukaryota, Fungi, Glomeromycota, Glomeromycetes, Entrophosporales, Entrophosporaceae. The record is from the annotation of a GenBank genome assembly.
AUGGAAUAUAAUAGAAAUGAAAGUGAUGAAAGAACUGUCAUUAUGAAAAGAUAUUCUUUAGAUCAAAUAGAUGUUGUAAAAAUAGUAUUUGUUGGACUAGUAUCAAGAUUAGAAGAGACAUAUUAUCAAUCAAAGAACAAUGUAUUUAAUAGAAUAUUUGCAAAGAACGGAUGGUUUUGGACUACAGUAGUAUAUGGUGCUUAUUUAGCAAUGAAUGAAAACGAGAGACAAGGAGAGAAACUAGUUUUUUCUAUACUUCGUUACAUUGCAUCAACAGGUUAUUGGUAUAUAAUAACGCAAAAAACUUUAUUUGGACCAAGUGUAUUUGAUAUGAUAUUUACAAUGAGUGGAGGCAAUUGUAGAUUUAAUGAGGACACAGAAAACUUUUCAAAUUAUGGAAAAACAAAUGAUAUUAAUAGUUCAUAUCAAUGUAAACAGUUGAAGGGAGAGUGGAUUAAUGGACAUGAUGCCAGCGGACAUUGUUUCUUAUUAGUGCAUUCUUCACUUUUUCUAUUAGAGGAAAUAUGUGGAUCAUUCAACAAGAAAAAAAUAAUUGAAUUGAAUGAGUUUAAAUUCUUUAAAAAAAUAUUUUUUGGAGAAGAAAUGGGAAUUUAG